GCACAACAGGAGGAGGAGAGGACGACAGCGAAGUCCGCACACACGCAAACAGCUCCAAGUCCGUGCUUGCUUCAACACAAGGAUCUGUCUCGGCGUUCAUGGAUACUCCCACCUUCGCGUGUCUUUACCACGGCAUCUUCAAGCAUGAAACACGCAUAGGCUUUAAAUCGCUUCUCCCGCGUCCAGCCUCCCCGUGCACAGACAAGGACAGAGAGACACGAGACGUGUGUACUCUCCAAACUAAUUGAAAACACGUACCGGACGAAGCACUUUUGACAGGACAGGAUGGCGAAAGAGACCAGAGGGAAAGCGACCCUUCGCAAGCUCAGCGCUUCUCACUGGCGCAUGCAGAACAUCGCCCAGGAAUCUGUUGACAGCUCAGACGAUGAGUUUUUUGAUGCCCGCGAGGUGCUGGAGGGUAAGACGGCCAUGCUCUUAGGAAUGAGUCAAUGGAACUCUAAUGAUCUUGUUGAACAGAUAGAAACCUUGGGCCACAUCGACCAGACUCAGGGGUCAGAGAGACUGUACCAUGUAAGGAGGCAGAAAUGUGUCCCCCAGACAAGCAUUGAUGGUCUAGAAGAAGCUGAGAAAUGUCAAACCCAUGUGCUGGUGUUGGUGGUGCAUGGGGGGAACAUACUGGAUACGGUGGGUGGUGAGACGGGCGCAAAGGCUGCAGAUGUGAAGACCCUGUCUUCUGUGCUGGAGAAAGUGUCCCAAGCUCACUUUCAAGCCGCAGCCCAACAUGUCGUCAUUAAGUUGGUGCCGUGCCCAGCCGUAUGUGCGGAGGCCUUCUCCCUUGUGUCCAAUCUGAAUCCUUACAGCUAUGAUGAGAGUUGUGUAUCCAGCAGCGUAGAUCAUCUUCCACUGGCUGCUUUACCGCUGCUCGCCAUAGCUUCUCCACACUACCAAGAUGCCGUGGCAGCCAUUAUCGCUCGGGCCAACCAGGUGUACCACAGUUUUUUGCAGUCGCCUGACGGACAGGGCUUCACAGGGCAGGUGUGUUUGUUGGGUGACUGUGUGGGAGGUGUGCUGUGUUUCGAUGCUCUCUGUUUCAGCAACAGCCCACGACAUGGUAGCCCCAUCCACAAAAGCAGAUAUAACAGCACAGAAAGCUUAAAGGAUAACCCUGAGGUCAGCCCCAGCCUGAGCUCCAGCAAGCGCCUUAGCAGGAGCAACAUUGACCUGUCUGCCCCCAGUGACUCCCGCUGCAGGAAAACCCAGCUCAGCCGUAAACAGAGCGACUCAUACGAUGGAGACUCCUCCUGCAGCCAGCACCACCCUUUCCUUAGCAGUCUGAUUCAGGACGAAGUGGACCAGAGACCAGGGAGCAACACCAGUCUUGUGCUGAAUCCAGGUCGCUUUGACUUUGAGGUUUCGGAUUGUUUUCUGCUGGGCUGUCCUCUUGGACUGGUGCUAGCCAUGAGACGCACUGUGCUUCCUGCUGUCCAGGUGUCUCAGCUCCGGCCUGCAUGUUCUCAAAUCUUCAACCUGUUCUACCCCUCUGACCCGUCGGCCUCUAGAUUGGAGCCCCUUCUACAUUCCCAGUUCCACAAACUGCCUCCUUUCCCUGUUUCCCGCUACCAGCGAUACCCGCUGGGAGACGGUCGUUCCACCCUUAUUGUCGAUGACAUCCACAGCUACCCUGACGUGUUCCUGCACGGUAGUACUGUUCCGGUAGACGCCCUGCACUCCACAUCUCCCCAGAUAGAGCGCAGCGCAGGUGGGCGGAUGGCCAUUGAGGUCCGCAGGUCCAGUUUGACCAGCAUCGACAGCCAGUUGUCUGGCUGCUGGGAGAGCAGGCUGAGCAGCACCAUCGCCAACAUCUCCAGCAGCUGGUGGGGCUCUAAGCGGUUAGAUUAUGCCCUGUACUGUCCAGACGUCUUGACGGCAUUCCCCACUGUGGCUCUGCCUCACCUGUUCCACGCUUCCUAUUGGGAAUCUACUGAUGUUGUUGCUUUCCUUCUGCGUCAGGUGAUGCGCUGUGACUAUGUGAAAACCCAAGAGGCGGACAACUCUGACUCCGCCCCCUUCUCCCCUUCCAGUCCGAGAGAGAAGUGGCUACGCAGGCGCACACACGUCAAGCUUAGGAAUGUCACCGCCAACCACAGAGUUAAUGAUGUCAUUGCAACAGAGGAUGGGCCACAGACCUUGGUUGGUCGCUUCAUGUAUGGACCACUGGAUAUGGUAACCCUGACCGGGGAAAAAGUCGAUGUGUACGUGAUGACCCAACCCCAGUCAGGUCGCUGGGUGCACUUAGACACAGAGUUGACUGGUAGUAGUGGCAGAGUGACCUACACCAUCCCUAAAACCAAAAAGCUGGCAGUGGGAGUCUACCCCAUCAAAAUGGUUGUGAAGGGAGACCAGACGUGUGCAGAGGCCUUCCUGACGGUGUUGCCGCGGGGGAUGGAGUGUGUCGUCUUUAGCAUUGACGGUUCAUUUGCCGCUAGCGUCUCCAUCAUGGGCAGCGACCCUAAAGUACGGCCUGGAGCUGUGGAUGUGGUCAGACACUGGCAGGACCUGGGUUACCUGAUCAUUUACAUCACUGGCCGUCCAGACAUGCAGAAACAGAGAGUUGUAUCAUGGCUCUCUCAACACAACUUCCCUCAGGGAAUGAUCUUCUUUUCGGAGGGGUUGGUCCAUGACCCACUUCGCCAGAAAACCAUCUUCCUCAGGAACUUGGUGCAAGAGUGUCACAUUAAAAUCAACUGCGCCUAUGGCUCCAUGAAGGACAUUUCUGUCUACAGCAUACUGGGCCUCAGCCCCAACCAGAUAUAUAUAGUGGGACGGCCCUCGAAGAAGUACCAGAACCAGUGCCAGUUUCUGAGUGAGGGCUACGCGGUACACCUCUCGUCCCUGCAGUUUAGUCACAGGGCCCGGCCCAAGAAGAGCUCCUCGGUACGCAUGGUGCUGCGGAAAGGCUCUUUUGGUCUGUCGGCCAAACCUGACUUCCUGUGCAAGCGUACGCACCUCCGCCGCACCAUGUCAGUUCAGCAACCCGACCCCCCCAUCACGGCCAACCCUAAACCAGAGCGAGCUCAGAGCCAGCCUGAGACAGACAAAGACCACGGGGGUGGAGGAGGAGCAGGCCAUGCCAUGUGGGCAAGGGGGUCCAUGUACCGUGGCGACACCACUCCUUGACCAAAGUGACAGAAAGAGAAGAGAUGGAAAUUAUCUCUCGGUGAACAGAGCCCAGGCAUUUGUCUGCUCUGUGGGCGGUUGCCUGCAGGCCGCUUGUGGUCAGACGGACUUGCAAACUGUACAUUAACCUUUUGUGCCGGUGUUUUGACCUGGCCUGAACUCUGUCACCACUGUCUCUGUUCAGCCAUUCAGCCAGAACAGAAUCUUGACAGCGAAGGCCCUGUGCUGCACUUCACACACUUGUCUGCUGGGUCACACUACAAUUCAUUGUCUCUAGUACACUGCAGAAGAGCAGCCAUGGGAAUAACUGCAAAAGCAUAUUUACAACACUCAAUGGUUUUUCUUGUGCACUUAUGUUGCGGUAUGUUGUAAAUAUAAAUGGCACUGUGAUGAAUUGAGUAUAUUUUGAUGUAUCUGCGUGUGGCAAUAACUUAUUACAGCAGUGCACAUUUUUAAAGGCCAAACUACCAUUUAAAAUUUGUAAUGUUAUGGUUUUAAGUGACUGUGGUUGUCAUAAUGUUAAGUUAAUCAAUUUAUCAGUAUGACACCUUAAAGGAAUUGUUCACCCAAAAUGAAAAUUCUCCCAUCAUUUACUCACCCUCAUCCCAUCUCAAACUCAUAUGACUUUCUCUCUCCUCUUGAACUCAAAGAAAGAUAUUUUGAAAAAUGACAACAGUAUGGGUUUGGUCCAACACUUUCAAGCUCCAAAAAGAUAGGUAGCAUCAAAGUAAUCCACACUCGAGUGGUUUAAUCCAUGUCCUCUGAAGCGAUAUGAUAGCUUUGGAUGAGAAACAAAGAAAAAGCUCUUCUGCCCAGCGAGAACAUGCAAACGUCCAUGUGUCAAGUGCGAGGACAUGUGAACGAGCUUCUCUCAUGAAUGUGCCUAGGAGAGCUGGUGCGGAACUGAAGAUUUUUGGUGAAUAAGGACUGAAUUUUUGCUUUGUUUUCCUCCAAAAGCUAUCAUAACGCUUCAGUUGAAAUGGAUUAAACCACUCGAGUCGCAUUAAUUACUUUUAUGCUGCCUUUUUGGAGAUUUAAAGUUUUGCACCCCAUUGACCUAUAUUGUAUGGAAGAAAACAUAAUUUCAGAAAGAAAGUCAUGUGAGUUUUAAAUGACAUGAAGGGGUAAAUGAUUAGAGAAUAAUAAUUUUUGGGUGAAUUACCCUUUUAAGGGGCGUUCACACUGACAUUGGUGUGCAGUGAUAGAAGUAAUGCAUUUUCAGUGGGAGUUGGACUUUUUUUCACAACAUUGUCAGGAUACUGUCUGAGGAACAAAAUUGGAGUUCAAUUGCAAUUAAAUUUUGCAAUCAUUACAUUUGCAUGCUCAGUUAUAAUUGAGCUAUGGCAGGUUUUUGCAUGAUCACGCUGCAGUUUCCAUCUAAGUAUACAUCACACAAUGUGUAAUCAAUUACUUAAAGGACGGACUGCAAAUAUGGUGGGUUAAAUACAUGGCACACGCUGAGGCCAGUUUUACGAAGUCGAGCUGCAAUCACGUUAUCUUGGACUGUUAGUCCAACUUAACAAAAAUUAGAUAUUGUAGUAUUGAUUUAGUCAGACAGAAAUCGAACUUUUGAAGUUCAUGUAAAUACUGAGUGAGGCAAUGUGGCAACUACCUAUGAGAAUGCAGACAGUGAAGCUCAUGCGAUCAGCCUCAUGGUACAGUCUGAUACAGUGUGAAUGCACCUUUAUGCAAACUGGCAUUGAUAUUGUUUACAUGUCAAUUCAUCUCACACUGAGGAUGAUGGUCUUGUUGAAGAACAUACUGUACUAUAUUAGUAUCUUAUUCUAUACUCGAGGAAAACCUAGUGUUACAAAAAAUGUACAACUACUGUGUUUGAAUAAAGAACAUAUAUCAGGCCACUAUAUGACUGGCCUUUUACUGUCUUACAAUGCUGGCAUCUGAAAUUACAAUGACUCAACCUGAAUGUGUCUAUAUUCCAUAGUUCUUGUAAAAUCAUGCUUUCCUAUUCCUGGUAGUUACUGAUUUUUGGUAUUUUGUAUGGGGCUGUCUAUUACAAUUAUUAUUUUUUCUUGUAUAUUUACAGUAAAUGUUUAUAGUACCCUAAGAGUGUGUGAAAGAGAGCAUGAGUGUUUUGGUCUGUGUGAGUCUGUUUUUAUGUGUGUGUGUGUGCGUGUGUGUGUGUGUGUGUGUGCGCGUGCGCAUGUAUUUAUGCAAGUCUGUGCAUAUUUCCAAAGGUGAGAGUUUGUUUGGAGAUUUUUGUAUUUACUGUACAUAUUUGCAAUUCAGAGAUCAUGGUUUCCUGAUAAGGAUUAUCAGAUAUUUAAACUUAUAAAAUGAGCCUGUUAUUUGUGUCAGUGGAGCUACGAACUUGGAAAUUUUAUAGACACACAUUAUUUUUUAUUUUUGUUUGUGUUAUUACACAAUGUGAAGCAGUGCUGCUUUUCAAUAUACUGUAUAUUAUGAAAAUGUUUUCAGCUGUAUCAAAAUGUAUAUUUACUUGUCUAAAAUCUAUAUUCUCAGAUGGUGUGUGAUUAAAGUAUAUUUGUAUUUUAAAAAGGUGUUCCACAUGUAAGGUUAAUAUUCAGUGUUUCACAAUGGACAAGUGUACAAAUGAAAAAAGAAAAAAAAAAAAAAUGCGUCUUGGUAAAAUGUGUAAUUGUGGUAUUUGGUCCAGUUGCUCUAUUUCAGUGGAUGUACUUCUGUAGGACCUGUACCAAACUGUAUGAACAAAUAUGCUUCAUUCUCAAUCCUUCAAUAAACCCGUCAGCAUUAUAA
Messenger RNA from Xyrauchen texanus (razorback sucker), 5874 nucleotides. RefSeq names its product membrane-associated phosphatidylinositol transfer protein 3-like. The record is from RefSeq and is a predicted model, not a curated record. NCBI's taxonomy places the organism in Eukaryota, Metazoa, Chordata, Actinopteri, Cypriniformes, Catostomidae. Gene Ontology annotation, molecular function: phosphatidylcholine binding; phosphatidylinositol binding; metal ion binding. The transcript is spliced from 20 exons. Gene Ontology annotation, biological process: phospholipid transport. Bases 286 to 3138 code for a protein of 950 amino acids. Gene Ontology annotation, cellular component: cytoplasm.